Podarcis muralis (Common wall lizard) is the source of this 2514-nucleotide messenger RNA. It is a transcript of the gene GOLM1, whose product is annotated as golgi membrane protein 1. Gene Ontology annotation, cellular component: Golgi apparatus. Lineage: Eukaryota; Metazoa; Chordata; Lepidosauria; Squamata; Lacertidae. The record is from RefSeq and is a predicted model, not a curated record.
UUCUCCCCGGGGGCAGGGAGCGGCGCUCGCCCUGCUGCUCCUCCUCGGGCAGCCGGCGGGAGGAGCGGGCCUCGCCGGUGAGGACAGGCGGCGCGGAGCGCGGAAGGUAUUAGCAUCUUCACUUUGAGAUGGUGGGCCUAGGAAAUAGCCGUCGAGGGAUGAAGUCUCCACCCCUCCUAGUCGCGGCACUUGUGGCUUGUAUAAUAGUUCUGGGAUUCAAUUACUGGAUUGCAAGUUCCCGCAGUAUUGAUUUGCAGAACCGCAUAAUGGAGCUAGAAGGAAGAGUCCGCCGGGUGGCUGUAGAACGAGGUGCUGUAGAAAUAAAAAAAAAUGAAUUCCAAGGAGAGCUGCAGAAGCAGAGGGAACAGAUUGACAGAAUUCAGAGCCUGCAUAACUUCCAGAUGGAAAACACUAACAAAAUACACAUGGAUGAGAAGGCAAUGCUGAUGAAUAACAUUACAACAAAUGAAAGACUCAUCCAGAAUUUGAAAGAAAACUUGAGAGGUCUGCAGAAGGAAUGUGGAAGGCUCCAACUUGACAUUUACAGGUUUAAGAAAAACCAGACAAACCUUCAGAAAAAAAUUACAUAUGACAUGUCUCAGUGUAUCAGUCAGAUGAAGGAACUGAAAGAACAAUGUGAAGAAAAAAUAGAAGCCACCUGCAAAAAAGGCAGUCAGAUACCAGAAGACAUGAAGAAUAGUUCAAAAAUAUUAGAGAGAAAUGAUCAAAUAAAUAUUCAAGAGCCAACAGAGUUCGGGCAGGGUGACCUGACGAAACAGGGAAAUGAACUUCAAGGAAAACAUUACAUCCCUGAUGAUUCUUUGAAACUAGAAAUCUUAAAGCCAACGCCACCCAGCAUAAAAAAUGUGGCAGAACUGGAUUAUCAAAGAGAAAAAGGAACUGCUUUUGCUGUCAACGAAAAGGAACCCAAGGAAGAGGAACACUCUGUUGAACAGGACAGCCUACAAAUAGUUGCUAAGCUUAACGCAGAUAAUAAUGGUCUGCCCCCAGAACCGGGAAUGGAACAGAAGUCAUAUGAAGAAGUUAAAAAUGUACUUGAAGUUGCAGCAGAAAAGCAGGCAGGCAAAUUGGCAGAAGCUAUGCAGCAGCAAAAUGCCAAUCAAGCAAAAGCAGACGAUGAAGAAGUUGAACGAGAGCACCUUUUAAAUGAUGAGCUGCAGCAGGAUGAACAGGAAACCAGAAAGACUGGUGAAUUUGGAAUCAAAACAGUAAACCAGGAUAAUGUAGUGGACUACAAUUUAGAAAUGAACGAGGCGGAAUCUGAAACAGAUAAGCAAGCUGCUCUUGUUGACAACCAAAGUAACUUUAAUGUCCAGAAACUUGAAGAUCCCAACAUGCAAAACCACUUAUUUAAGCUUGGCGAAGAACAUCAACAGAGGCUGUGAAUAAUGAGUUGUUGCAGGAAACAACUACAGACACUGAGACAAGGCUUGAAACCUUCAAGGCUUGAAAUGUUAGACUGAAGCGGAUCAAUUAGGGUUUAUUUAAAUAAUUUCUGACCUUAUUAACUUGUCUCCUGAUGUAAUGUUCUUACUAUUCCUAUGAAGUGUGCCAUGAAAACAUUUCAGGAGGAAGUCUUUUUUAAAAAAAAUUGAAUCUAUACCUGUUCUUCUGGUUCUCCUUGAACUGUGACAAAAAAGCCCCCAAAUACAAGUUGUCUAGCUACCAAAACUGGAAUUUCUUAAACUUUAGAAAUGCCAUUGUUUUCUCUAGCUAUCAAAGAAAGACAGUUCUUCCCAAUUAUUACUGGAUUUUGUACUUGUUUUCCAUAGCAAUUUCCUCCAGAAAGAAGAUAUCCUAGGGUUAUACUCUAUAAACCAGUUUUUAAACACUGAAAUAUUCGCCCAUAGUAGUAGCCAAGAGCAUGAUUUAUGAUCUUAUUGCAACUUGAAAACAUGGAGAAGAUGAAUCUACAAGCUCAGAUAAUAUCGACUAUUUCUUAUGAAGUAUCAUAACGUAAAACAAAGCUCAGUACUCUAAUCUUAUCACACGAAUAGGAAAGAACAUGGUACUGAAGUGGAAUCAGUAUAGGGUCAUAGAACUUUAUACCUGUUGAAAUUCAUCCUUGACCGUAGUGGUGACCCUUAAAAAUAACAGGCACAUAGUAAAUGUGGUACAAGUUUGUUGCUCCAUAAUCUUUUUUCAUGUUUACCAACUAACGGUUCUAUCCAGUUGGUGCUCUUGCACAAGCACUUUUGAGGCAGGGAGUAGAUACCCCCACCCAAAUCCUAUUCCCCUCCUCCAGCUAUUGAAAAUCUCUGGAGAAUCCCCUAACCUUCCAAAACUGUCUUGGGGGUGCUUGAUGGUAAUAACAAAAAUGGCCUCCCUUCUUUUGCAAUCACCUUCCACUUGUGGCAUAAGCACAAGGCUAACCAAUUAGAUAUGCCAUUACGUAUCUGAUUUUGAUUACUUCGAUAAAGCAGCCUAGUCUUUGUGAAAUGAGAACCUAUUUCGAUCAAUGGUGAAUUAAAUUAAAGAGUAAAAAAACCCAAA